AUGGAUAUAUUGAGGGAGUCCCUUGAGAGAGUGAGAGUUAUUCAGGCAAGACUUGUGGCGGCUCAGAGCCGGCAGAAGGUGUAUGCAGACCGGAAGGUUCGGGAUUUGAAUUUUGCUAUUGGAGUUUUAGCUUAUGAGUUAGCAUUGCCGCCAGGCUGGGCGGGACUCCAUCCGGUCUUUUAUGUCUUGAUGCUGAAGAGAUACCACGCCGAUGGUACCUACAUUGUCCGUUGGGAUUCUAUGUUGCUUGAUGAGAAUUUGACUUAUGAGGAGGAGCCUAUCGCAAUCCUAGAUAGGCAAGUUCCAAAAAUGAUGUCCAAGGAGAUUGCUUCUGUGAAGGUGCAAUAG
Molecule: messenger RNA, 348 nt
Organism: Lycium ferocissimum
Lineage: Eukaryota; Viridiplantae; Streptophyta; Magnoliopsida; Solanales; Solanaceae
Exons: 2
Coding region: 1-348 (115 amino acids)
Source: RefSeq, a predicted model, not a curated record